AUGGAGACCAGGGGCGCCCCGGAGGGGAUCAAUCCUGCUUGCACGUCUCCGCUGCCCACGCAGACCUUGUCUCACGUGUUAGACGAGUAUAUUGGCGACGAGACCGUUAACCGCCCCGGCCCACAGUCACCCUCGACUGAUGCAGCCGUGAGUGGCGUUCUCUUUGACUGGCUAGAUGCGAGCUCGAUGAAACCGUUCUUCGAACUUGGAGUGCCAUUCACCAACUCUUUCGAUCAAACCAGCGGGCAAUCCCAAACCCAACCCCAACUCCCUUUCUAUUUCGGUCCUGACAUUCUAUUCGGCCAAUUGUGGGACUCCCCCCCAACAGACGGCUCUUCCCAUGACUUCACAGCCGCGGCACCGCCCGUGGCCGAGGACGAUGAUUCAGCAAGAAACAGUCCGAGUGAGGAUGCAACGGUCACAGCGGCUGGCUACAUAAUGCAGCCGUCAUUAAGCCUGCCUCAUGCGCCAGGCAAUAUCAGCAAGACGAUAUCACAGCUACGGACUCGAUAUGAUCGAGAGUUCUGCUGUGUCAUGCCCCCGACCCAUGACUUCGAGGCCAACCCUUUUCGUUUCAACGCCGAGACAGGACGGGGUUCACAGCUUCUCCUUCACUGCAUCCUGGCCCUCUCAUACAAGCACAUUCUCCGUGACACCGGUGCCUGUUCUAACGAAGCGAAAAUUCACAAGAAAAAGGCUCUUCAGAUGCUGCGGGAGAUGGACAGUGGUUCGCCAGAGAGUGAUCCGCAGAGCUUCUGCCUCGACGCGAAUUUUCUCGAUGCGGUGUUGAUACUGAUGACUCUAGACGUGACAACGUCGGCUCAUGGGCCUUGGAUAUGGUACCUGAAGCGUGCGCUCAAGAUGAUCCAAGCGACCGAGUCUCUUCACGUCCAACAAACUCCACGAAUGCAAGCAAGGAUAGAAAUGCUUGUUUGGUGGGACGUCACCUUAGCACUGACGAGUCGACGGGGCUGCCUCGUGGCUACCAUGACCUGCGUGACAUUCGACAUGGAGCCAGUUCUUGCGGUGGAGAAGGGCAUCAGAGAAUGGUCAGAUCCGAAGCAUUACGAUAUACACCCCCAACACAUUCCUCGUGAUCUUCUAGGAGACGACGGAGACCCGGGGGCCUUGGAGCAUUUCAAGGAGGAUCUACACCACUGCGUCGAAGCCUGGCGAUAUGGGCUGCUCAUUUACAUCGAACGAGUCUUCAAGUGGAAGAUGGACGGAGCUGUGUCAUCGAUGCUCGGUUUCCUGGCACGCAAGACACUGAACCACGUUUCAUCCUGUCGGCGAACCACCAUGCUUCAAAAACAGCUCCUGCUUCCCGUCUUUCUAGCGGGCUGUGAAACCAAAGACGAGCACCUCAGGCAAGAGGCGCGCUCGUAUUACACUUGGUGGAAUGAGAAGACACGUUACGACAUGUUUCUCACAGCGACAGCCUUGCUCGAGGAGGUCUGGACAAACCAAGACCCCCAUUGCUGGUGGGGUUCAGUCAUCGACCAGAAGACCCAAUUCAGCACCAGUGGACGAACCGAGAGGCAGUAUCUUUUUGGUUAA
Phialemonium atrogriseum is the source of this 1557-nucleotide messenger RNA. RefSeq lists its product as uncharacterized. The transcript has 5 exons. Lineage: Eukaryota; Fungi; Ascomycota; Sordariomycetes; Cephalothecales; Cephalothecaceae. Gene Ontology annotation, cellular component: nucleus. Gene Ontology annotation, molecular function: DNA-binding transcription factor activity; transcription cis-regulatory region binding. The record is from RefSeq and is a predicted model, not a curated record. Gene Ontology annotation, biological process: positive regulation of transcription by RNA polymerase II. Bases 1 to 1557 code for a protein of 518 amino acids.